UCCCCAGCUCGUUCCGGAUGCCCCGCGUAAGAGCUAUAAAACCAGCGAUGCAGUUGACAUGUGUUUGUUUACGGACUGUGCUCUUCUUAAUCGACAAGCAGCUCUUUAUCCGAUUCGACUCACGCCAUUGACUCAACACGAGUCGCCAAAAUCAAGCCGAGACAGACAGACCUUCAAGGAGCACCGCCAAACAAAUUGCAGACUCAACUAUCAUCAUGGCAGCCACACUGCGUAAGAGAGACUCAAUGGAAGCUAGUGUAGAAACACCACUUUCCACGAAGCCUUCGAGUCCCCGUCCGGACACCGUUCAGAACAGAACGCCAUUGAGCCUCGUUACCCUGCCUCCCUCCAUUCGCAACACGAUUUACAGGUAUGCACUCGACACCGAACUCGUCAACACCGGUCUGGCCAAUGUGUCAUACACGCAUACUUUCAACAACAACACAGGAAUGUUGAAGUUCAAAGCGUCAAGACCGCCUUUCCCAGUGGAUACCGGUCUGUUUAGCGUAGACCAGCUCAUCAGCAGAGAGGCUCUUCGCUUCUUCUACUCUUCAAACCUCUUCGUCCGCUUCAGUAUCUUCACCCCCGACGCACGCCAUGCGAAAACAAUGCUUAUUGACUCUGGCAUUCUUUUCGCUACAACAUCUUCAGAGCUCGCUACUGGCACGCACCACGCUCUGGAUAUCUCACUCGUCGAGAAAGAAAGCGACAAGAAACGAGCAGUAGUUAUGUUUCCGGCACAAUACCUCCCUCGACUCAUCAACUUCCUGCGCGAGGCCGGCGAAGUAACGAAGUCAUGGGGCAGCACCCGCCGCCUGCAUCUUUCGCUGCUCAACAGCUACUCUUUCCCGACCUCGCGUCUGCAGGGCGAUCUCCUAGAGCCGUUCCGUGUGCUCAAGGGCUUUUCGGCCGUCACAAUCGACGCGCAGCACACACUGCCACACUACGCAGCCGGCCUCAGCGCUUCUAUGACAAGCAAAGAAUUCGAUGCCCAGCACUGGGUUGACACCAUCACCGAGCUUGCCGACCUCAGCGACGCCGCACGCGAGACCACAGAAAACGGCGUCGCCAACCUCGCCCUGAGCAUCGAGUACUCCCAGGCCGUCAUCGUGGCGCUUACCUACGGGUUCCUCACCUCUGCAGAAGCAAUCCAUGGCCCCUCGCAUGCAGAAGACAUAUUCAAAGCCAUCCAGCGACUACGCUGGCGAGUCGAGCUAGGCCUGGGCAUCGCGCUGUCGCUGCAGCACCGCGCGCUCGACACGCACAAGGAUUGGCUCAAUAACGUAGACCUAGACCUGAAGACGCGUAAACUGGCAGCCCGCGAUCUCCUACUCGCCGAGAAGAGUGUCUCCAAGGCGCUGAGUCUGGCGACGGACUCGCCCAGCCCGGCGGAGAACCCAUGGUUCUUGUCGUUGCCGGUUGAGCUAAUUCCGCCGAAUAAGCAGACGUGGUUCAGCGAGGGCGAGAGGGCGCAGACCUGGUACGCACUUGGCGUUGUGCAUACUUCGCUGGGCGAGUAUCUUUUUGCUGCUGGCGCGUUUGAGCGCGCGUUGGGCAUGUGGGGUACGAACGAGGGGGUCGAGAGGGUUGAGAAGGCGUUCGAGAAGGCGAGGAUGGGAGUUGAGAGUGAUAGAGAAGGGAUGUUUAAGGGUCGUGUUCAGCCUGGGACUGGGCUGCGGAGGGCCGCUAGGAUAGCGAGGCUUAGUGUGGAGGAGUAGAGUUGUGCUAUCUACAUAUACUAUCAGAGGAACAAGG
This is a messenger RNA of Boeremia exigua, 1755 nucleotides long. RefSeq lists its product as uncharacterized. The coding region runs from base 216 to 1718 and encodes 500 amino acids. The transcript is spliced from 2 exons. Gene Ontology annotation, molecular function: protein binding. The record is from RefSeq and is a predicted model, not a curated record. NCBI's taxonomy places the organism in Eukaryota, Fungi, Ascomycota, Dothideomycetes, Pleosporales, Didymellaceae.